This is a messenger RNA of Colletotrichum godetiae, 374 nucleotides long. RefSeq lists its product as uncharacterized. The transcript has a single exon. NCBI's taxonomy places the organism in Eukaryota, Fungi, Ascomycota, Sordariomycetes, Glomerellales, Glomerellaceae. The record is from RefSeq and is a predicted model, not a curated record. Bases 81 to 347 code for a protein of 88 amino acids.
CCCAUGGAUGCGAACCUUUCCGUGAUGCAUCUUCUCCUCUGCGCGCCAGCCUCCAAUCUGAGAUCAAAUUUCAUCCCAGCAUGAAGCUGCCUUUCCGCGACCUUGUCUACUCAUUACACACAGCGACAGAUGCGGGGGACUUUGGCUACCAGCCAAGCUAUGAUGUUCCCUGUAUCAGGGACGGCAUUUGGAGAAUCGGCUGCGGACUCGAUAAUCUGCACUGUCCAUGUGACACAGACAAACAGGAGGCCAUGGCAUUGGUCCUGAUAUCAUGUUUGGUCGCACGCACACCAGCAGAUAUUUCAAGCAAGUUCAACAACCAACCUCCCAAUUUCUUUACCAUCUGACAAGCUGACUUUGACAGGAGCUCGAGA